AUGUCCGCUACCCACGCUGACUCGUCAGUGGCUCAGCACGUUGAGACAAGCCCCAACGGACGCUACAUUCGUUACACUGACAUCUUGGGAAGGGGUUCUUACAAGACCGUUUACAAGGCUUUUGACACUGAGGAGGCCCUCGAAGUCGCUUGGAACAAGCUUCAUGUAGAUCGUCUUUCCGCACAUGAUCUUGAGAAGGUCUCAAAUGAAGUCUCUCUUUUACGCCAAGUCGAUCACAAGAACAUCAUUCACUUUUACGACUUUUGGCCUGGGUCUGACGCGAAUGGCAAUCAAACUAUCAAUUUCAUCACAGAGCAGAUGAUGUCGGGUACUCUUAAGGAAUAUCUCAGAAAAGCAAAGGCUAUCAAGCUCAAAGUCAUUCGCAGAUGGUGCUCAAACAUUCUUGCAGCAAUCGCAUAUCUGCACAAUCAGGAGCCACCCAUCAUGCAUCGCGACCUGAAAUGCGAUAACAUUUUUAUCAACGGGCAUGUGGGUGAGGUCAAGAUUGGUGAUCUUGGUCUUUCUGGUGUUAAGGAGCGUGAGAAAGCCGACUCGGUUAUUGGAACCCCAGAAUUCAUGGCGCCUGAACUAUACGAGGAAUCCUACACUGAAAAGGUUGACAUUUAUGCCUUUGGAAUGUGUCUUCUGGAAAUUGUUACAAUGGAGUACCCUUACUCUGAAUGUAAUAAUAUGGCACAGAUUUUCAAAAAGGUUUUUAGCGGGGAGAAGCCUCACGCAUUCAGCAGGUUGGUCGAUGGGGACGUGAAAGAAGUCAUCGCUGCGUGUCUUGAGAAAGAGGCAAGGAGACCGUCAGCCGACCAAUUGCUGCAGCACCCUUUCUUCAGUGAAUGGGAACAGGAUGAAGGCAGCUGGAGCAAUCUCUCUCUCGUGGAGGGCGUGCCAGACACCGCUGCUUCUGCUAGCCUGGAGGCAGCGCCGUCGUCCACCAACAUGCCAAUUGGUACGGAACUCAUCGAUUGGUCAGAUCCGCUGAAGAGGAAUGUGCUCGUCAGUAUGAUUGAGGGGGAGGGUGGAGGAUCAGUCGAUCAGCAAGUCUCAGUGGUGGCCUCAAGAGAGAAUGGAGGGAUCUACAUUGGGCUCGAGAUUCCUAUCCGCGAUGCGAUUAAGAGGGUCGAGUUUACGUUUGAUCCUUUUGCAGACAGCGCACAGCACAUUGCGCAAGAAAUGGUUUCGGAAUUUAGUCUUGGGGUUGAGCAGCUCACCGUCAUACGCGAGGAAAUCGACAGACGCGUGAAGCACGCGAGGCUACAACGGGAAGCAGCAUCUCGAAACGCCACACCGCAACCUCCGGCCCGCCAACUUCCUGAAGCCAGUUCCAGUGUGUCUAUUGAGCUUCCGGAGGAGUCUCUACCCAGCCGAUCGCGUCCUCACUCUCAAUCCAUUCAAUCAUCACUCCUGACAUCUGGGCAAUCGCAACCGGCAGAUCUGGCGGAAGAAAUGCGAGCACCCCAGGUUCCUAAUGCACAGGAGCCAACUCAAAGGGAUGUCGCAAAUGAACCCCUCAGCAUUGUUCGGACUCCCAAUCCGAACGAAAUGGAUGCGCAUUAUGUAUCAGAUGGGGGCGAGACGGCUUCGACAGUAGCAGCAUCUCAGCCGCGUACUGAACAUAGUACGCCUGACAUGCCAGAGGCGUUAAUUGAUCGCACAAUGUCGCACCAGAGUCUCCCUCAUACAUCAUCCUUUCAAAGUUCGCACGCGCACUCCACUACUCCGAUUGAGACGCCACCUGGAAUGCUGUCGCCAGACACUAUGCAACAGGGUCAUGCGGCGCCAUCUGCUCCUCUCGUGACUGCACAUGUAUCUCAUGCACAAGAGCCUGGAAAUGGAGUUGCGCUACCGGAUGUUCCUGGAUCGCACCAGAAGGACCUUUUGCGUGCGAGCAUUGAAGAAGAGACGCCUAUCCAUGUCCAUCGCAGCAGCCCACGUUUCGAGAAUGCCGCGGUCUCAAGCGCUCCAGUUCGGGUGACAGAAAAAGAACAGAACGAAGGACCUGACAACGAUCAAAUACAAUUUGUGUUUCCCCAGAAUAUGGCUGUGCAUCAUACACACAGGCAUCCAGAUCCGCAUACUGAGCAUCAUCCUCUAGGGCCGCUUUCGGGACCUGAUGAUCGUGAUCAAGGACCAACGCAUCAUAUUUCUCAUUCCACCUCUGACACGCAACUACGUCCUCGGCCUACGGUUCCUGUGAUUGAAACGUCGGGCAGACCAAUAUCAACACCCGUUCGUUCAUCUUCAGCCGGAAUAGACGGGCAGGCGGAGCGACAAAAGGAGGUGAUGCCGGCGCAGACCCUAACUUUCCAAGGCCCAGAGACAGAACCAGUCAAAACUAUGCAGCAGAUGAGUCAGACUCAGUCUUCGACGGACGCUGGAAGGUUUGUCCCGCCGCGACAGGUAGAAGAGGGAAGAAUUCACUCCUAUCCCUCAAGCAACACCGGACUACCGCGGUCUUCAUCAGGUGGUAUCCCGCAAAUUGUAGUAGUUCGCGGUUCGGAUAAGAGUGGCGGUAAGAGCAGACCACGCCACGCAGGGAAUGAUUUUGCAUCUCCAGCAGUAGCUGGGUUUGCUUCUGGGGAGGUUUUACCAAUGACUGCUUUCUCCAGUUCACAGAACAGUGGAAUGAGUAGAGGUUCCCCUGAUCACGUGGCUGGGACUCAUGGCGGGCAUGGUAAUGUGUCUUCAACUGGAACUCAUCCUAAAGAACUUGUGCGGAGUAGCAGUUCCAUGAGUCAACAAAGAAGUCCCGCAGGAAAGGCAGCAGCUCUGAGAAGCAAUUCUUGGAAAAGUUCUCAAUCCGAUGACAGCGGGAAUAAUCUGGUUCCUCGAGUUCCGGCAGGUAUGGUGAUUGGCAUCGAACACGAUGAGCAAUAUUACUUGAUGUGUCUUAGACUAAUGGAUCAUUGUGCCAAAGGCCGCGUGCAUGAAGUAGAAGAGAAGCUGGAUGCCGGCGCAGAUCCAAAGUUUUCGGAUUACGAUAUGAGGACACCCUUGCAUCUUGCUGCCGCGGAAGGCCAAUUACAAGUUUGCUCAUUGCUUCUUGAUAAAGGAGCACUAGUUGGAGUACGGGACCGUUGGGGAAACACCCCUUUGGGAGAUGCAGUGGAGAAUGGUCAUGCGGAAGUCCAGUCUUUGCUAAGAGAUUAUGGAGCGAUUCAUGAUGACAGGGUGCACAAUGUUGAGAUGAUUCAGUCGGCAUUAAUGCGCAGUGCGGCUGCGGGGACUGUGGAGGCCGUGCGCUCGGCAAUCGUUGCUGGUGCAGAAGUCACCCUGUCUGAUUACGACAGGCGCACCCCCCUCCACCUAGCCUGUUCUGAGGGUCACUAUGAAGUGUCUGAACUUCUGCUCGUGAAUGGAGCGUCAUCGGAAGCUCGUGACAGGAAAGGUCGAUCCCCAGUUGAUGAUGCUGUCAAUAAUGGGCAUCGCCACGUGCUCCGGUUACUAAGACAGUACGGUGCGAAUAUCCCCCGACACUUGUUUGAAGCACAACCUGAACUCGAGAACCAAAGAGGCAUGGACUUGGUAGAACAUGCGGCGCGCGGCAGCGUGGAUGCAGUCAGGAAUGCCUUGGGUCAAGGUGCGAAUCCCAAUUUCGAAGAUUACGACAGCCGGACUGCUCUUCAUUUGGCGUGUGUAGAGGGACAUUUAGAACUUGUCAAGGUGCUACUGCACGCUGGAGCUCUUCCCACAGCAAGAGACCGCUGGGGAUCUACUCCAGCGGAAGAGGCUAGAAAGGCUGGGUAUUCAGAUGUUGUGGACGAGAUUGCCAUGUGGAUAUCAAAGAGGAAACAUCGGCAUGCAUCAAUUGUGUCGUUCGACGACUCGGUUAUGAAUGGCCACGACCGCACUGCAACGCCACCGGGAGAAAAGGACAGCGCACACUUUGACCAGCUCAGACAUGGAAUCGCAUCGAGCGUAUCUCUGGGUGCCAUUCCAUCGCUCAAUCUAUCUGCAGAUGACUUCGCCGCCAGAUAUCCGCCGUCAAGUGCCCCUUCCAAUGGGGAUGAGGCGCAUAGUUCUUGUGUGUCUUUGCCACAAUCAUCUUUUGAUCGAACGAAUGAUUUCUCUGCUCCUGACACCUUGGAUCAUGAUGAAAGACUGAUUCGACAAACGUUUAAUGCUAAGAGACAGCAGUUAGAGGAAGAACAUCAGAAGGCAAUAGAGGACCUUAAGAGAAAAAAAAACGGUGAAGAGAGCAGGAACCUUCGCAGCCCUUCCGAGGUGCCCGUUGUGUCUGUCAUAUCUUCUAGCCAGGACCCGAAAGGCACCAGUACUUCUCCGGAAAAGUUGCGGCGAAUUGAAAAGAAUGCGUCAAAGCCGCCCGUGGUAGUAUCUUUCGGCCCUCUUCCGAACGGGACUGAAGAGUCAAAGAGGGCGGCUGCACGCUUGGCAAAUGGGGGUCGAGAUUGGGAUCAAAUGAAACUGGCGUCAGCUGUCGAGGAAAGAAACGCCCGUGCACUUCCUCACGAUAGGAUGAAGAGGGAGCUUCGGCCAUCUCAUGUGAAUCCUGAUAUUCGCUCCAUUGUAGAUACAUUGAUUGAUGCGGCAUCCAACAAAGGAUGA
Molecule: messenger RNA, 4578 nt
Organism: Chondrus crispus (carragheen)
Lineage: Eukaryota; Rhodophyta; Florideophyceae; Gigartinales; Gigartinaceae
Product: Serine/threonine protein kinase
Exons: 1
Coding region: 1-4578 (1525 amino acids)
Biological process (GO): intracellular signal transduction; protein phosphorylation
Cellular component (GO): cytoplasm
Molecular function (GO): ATP binding; protein serine/threonine kinase activity; protein binding
Source: RefSeq, a predicted model, not a curated record